AUGAUCUACCAAACUUACAUGAAGCAACAACUCCAAGAUCAAUUAGUUGAGCUGCAACUAUGUCUCAAAGUGCUGCCAAUGGACAUCCCCGUUCCACUAGCAGCAGAAUCCAGGUACAAAUUCUCCGACUUCAGCACAGAUGCCGAAUGGGCUGUGAACAUUGGCGAGGCUGGUGCUGUCAAUCGAGAAUUAGAAGUUAGGUUUGGCAGUUGUGUUGACGACCUGAAACUCAUGGAGCGAGGACCUGAAACAGAGGCUGUCGUGGAUGUUUUGGAAACAUGGAUUGAAAAAUGUCCAGGUGACAUCAUCCUCGAGAAGUGGUUACCAAAGUCUUCGCAUCAGUCAAAUGUCCAUCCAGACAUAGAGCUUGUGUCGAGUCAGUCAAUGAAGGCAUCAAAGAAGAAAAAGAGCAACAUUGAGUCUGACACAUCUGUCAUGCACCUAUACACAGAUACCAAACAGAUACCUGCAAAGGGGAAAGGUGGUGCAAAAGUUGAUCCUCUGAUGGAUCUUCUCUCUGACCCCCAGAAAAUGAUCGUUUGGUGUGCUGGAGCUGAAUACGGAUGUGCCACAACAUGGGCUGCACCUCAUUGGAAGACCCGAGUAUUUGGACAUGCAUUACCAUGUGGAAAACUGAACAAGAUCAAUUUAACACUAUGGGAUCGUGUUCGCACUGCUAUGGCCAAGGAAUCUUUAGGUGAUCGUGUUGAAGCACUUAAAGACCAACUUGACUUCGAUGUCUUGAAACUCAUCUGUAUUGGUGGUAUUCCACUAACAAAAGUUGAUUCAACAGAAUGGAAGACAAUGUGGAAACACGGAAAUCCUGACUAUGAACCAGCAUCUUGUGCAGUACUCACCAAAUCACAAAUCCCGAACGAGGCAGCUCGCAUUGAAGAUUUGCAAUUGCAACACCUUCAUACCUGUGACAACCUUACCAUCACUUUCGAUGGAAACACCACAAAAUUGCCUGAGUCUGUUUAUACCAUACAUGUGAUCACUCCAGUGCAUUGGGUCUUUUUGGUGGAAGGUGACGAGUCAUCGGAAGUAUCACAUACUGGAGCAAAGAUACAUGAAGUAUUGAAAAAGGUUGGAGCCAAACAUUUUAGUGGUGUGGCUUCGGACAACACUGGAAAUACGACAUUGGCUUGUUCACUCUUGCAGGAUGAAUUUAGUUGGAUCAUUAUUCUCCCUGACUCGUGUCAUCGCAUGAGUUCAUUAUGCAAGGAUAUUGGUGAUCAAGAAGAUACGUUAAACAAUCAAGAUCUACAAAUCAAGAGAGGACUCGUGUCAGUUGGUAAAACACGCUUCGGAACCAUUUAUCAUUCUGGAGAGUCACUCCAUUGUUGCCUCAAGCCUAUCCGACAAUUGUGCACCGAAAAGAUUAUCAACAUACCAGAAGUCAACAAUUACUUUAUCAAAGUGCUUGCUCCAAUUGCGAAGGCUAUAACAUGCCUUGAGUCUACUCACUCCACUGUGUCAGACGUAUAUCUCUUCUGGUUUGCUGUCACUGUGACAAUACACCAAAUUAUCACCAAGGAUAUCACUGAAUUCAGAGGGGCAGAUAUUCUCCUGGACUUGAACCCACUGGCCAUUGCUCGUAUCAAGAUCGGAGGCCAAAUGAAUCACCCCCAGGACAAAGAACUCCCAGAUUCAGUUUACCCUUUCAAUUGUGAACUUCGAACUGAUGAGUUGGCAUAUGAAUGGUGGAGUUAUCUGGAUAAAGAUCAUUCUGGCGAUGCUCAGCCACUCGCGGUGAAAACACUUGUCAGGACUGUCCAAAUCCAUAGUUGGUACAAACACAAUCCCAGUGCACCACCUCCAAAAAAGAAACCAACUGUCAAAUGGCGAAAUAUGUCAUCAACCAUUUUUGGUGGCAAGCGCAAGCGAGGGAAGGAAGAUGAAAAUGAUGAUGAUGAUGAAACUUCUGAUGUGGACGACAAUUUCACAGAUGAACUUGAAGCGGGGCCUGACGAGGAUAACAACGACUCGGACUUGGAUGUUGCUGACCCUGAGGAUAUAGCAGAAGACAGUUCAAGUAAAGCAGAUUCUUUUGACGGCAUGGCAGAUGCAGCACUGGACGAAGCAGAGAGGGAGUUGAGAGAUCUUGCUGAGGAUCUUGAUAUCAAAGAUGAGCAGACCAGAGGUGAAUGGGAGGGGAAGGAAGAUGACAAUGAUGAUAUAGGUGAUACUGCAGAUGGCUGGAUCAAUGAGGUAGCUAGACUCCCCAUGGCUGACCAUAAUGAACUUGAGGAAAACAUAAGGCCUGUCAAGCUGGUGUUGGUUAAAGUCAGUCACCAAACCAAAGUCUUAUAG
Suillus paluster is the source of this 2313-nucleotide messenger RNA. RefSeq lists its product as uncharacterized. Lineage: Eukaryota; Fungi; Basidiomycota; Agaricomycetes; Boletales; Suillaceae. The coding region runs from base 1 to 2313 and encodes 770 amino acids. The record is from RefSeq and is a predicted model, not a curated record. The transcript has 14 exons.